AUGGCAGAACAAAUUCGAGUCGUUAGUCUUAACUGUUGGGGCUUGAAAUAUGUUUCGAAAGAUCGGCACGAACGAGUUGCUGCAAUAGCUAGUGCGCUCGCUCGUUCAGACUACGAUAUCAUUGCACUCCAAGAAAUCUGGGUCGAGGCAGACUAUAAUCAAAUUCGGCAGAGUGUCGUUUCCCGCUUGCCUUACACAAAGCUUUUCCAUAGCGGUGCUCUUGGUGCCGGACUUGGUAUCCUCACAAAAUGGCCCAUCAUUGCCACCAGCAUGACACCAUACUCACUUGUUGGCGAGCCCACAGAUGCCUUCGGAGGAGACUGGUUUGUGGGAAAAGGAGUUGGGAGCGUAACGGUUAUGCACCCUAUUCUUGGACAGGUCCAGCUUUUUGUCACACAUUUCUGUGCCAAGGGCGGAGAAUCAGGUCCUGAGUACAACAGGACGUAUCGCCUAGUGAAUGCUUGGGAGUUUGCAAAAGUCACACGGCAAGCCGCUGAACUAGGGCGGUAUGUCAUCGCCAUGGGUGAUUUCAAUAGCCUUCCAACGAGUCUCCCGAUGAAUAUCGUCCUGAACCAUGCCGGAUUGGUUGACUCGUGGGCAGUCUCACACACACAUAUACCUCCGCCCUCUGGGAUGUUAUCUCCCAUAGAGGGUAUCGUCAAAUACGGAAUCACUGCCGAUUCGCCUCUUAAUUCUUACCGUGACUCACAACCCUCUUCCGACCCGGUUGUUCGCAAAUAUCAAGGGAAGCGCCUUGAUUAUAUCUUAUUCCGGCAUCCCAGUCCCAACGCGACCAAUGACUACCUUCCCCGACUGGCGUGCCGAGAUAGCAGGGUUGUCUUCACUGAUACCAUUCCCGGAAACUCAUGCUCCUACUCUGAUCACUUUGGUGUCGAGGCGACCCUAGUCAUUGGCACGCAGGCGGAAUCCUAUGGCGGCGACCAGGAUGAUAUGGCGUCACUGAAGGGUAGCUCAGCGGUGUGGUCCAACUCCCCCUCUGAACUCUCCUCGAAUGCUAUAACCGAGAUGAUGAGCGCCUUGAAUGCAUCCUACAGGAUGUCGCAAGAUCGUUCUCGCAAGGAAUUGACUAUCUUUGGAUUGAGCAUCUUGAUGCUGCUUGCUUUCAUUAUUGGAUCUGCAUGGGUUGUCAUUCCUUGGAUCAACCCAGUUUUCGUGCUUCUAGUCAUUUUCAUAUCGUGGCAGGCUACGACCAAACUUUACGAAGGUUUCAUCUUCGGGAACUGGGAGAGGAAAGCUUUACAAAAUGUUAUAGAAGAGCUUGAACUUUAUAAGAUGGUCCUGGCGUCACAGGCACCGCAAGACUGGUAG
Messenger RNA from Suillus paluster, 1329 nucleotides. Its product is annotated as Endonuclease/exonuclease/phosphatase. The record is from RefSeq and is a predicted model, not a curated record. Gene Ontology annotation, molecular function: sphingomyelin phosphodiesterase activity. Bases 1 to 1329 code for a protein of 442 amino acids. NCBI's taxonomy places the organism in Eukaryota, Fungi, Basidiomycota, Agaricomycetes, Boletales, Suillaceae. Gene Ontology annotation, cellular component: cytoplasm. The transcript is spliced from 5 exons.